AUGAGCACCGGGGACGUCAAUGGUGCUGGGGAUAUUCUUGACGGCUUCUUUAGCCAUCCAUCGCUGCCAUUUAAUCCUUCAGUGGGAGAAGGUGGCGACUCAUUGACGAAAAAUGAGCCAAGACAACCGCUACCACAACAGAAUUCAGAAAUUUUCCAGCCACAUACACCGAAUAAUACUUCAUCAGAGGCCACAACGGUAACAAGCACUAGUAGCAGCAGUCAAAGUGCCGUUAAAAGUAUCGCUACCUGUUCAGCUGGCGAGAACACUGGUAGCUACUCGCAUGCUGGUAGCAAUGUGGUAGGUACGCAUACCGCCUCUCCUAUUUCUAGUACGCCCCCUAAUCAGGGGUAUAUGAACGUGCCUUCCAUGUACACCGCCGCGUUGGCGCAAACUACCCAUCAGCAAAAUAACAUGCAACAGCACCCUACUCAUCUUUUCUCCGGCGCAGUGGAUUCACCAACCACAGCAACAGCAACACAACCUGAGGCCGGUCAUACAUCCGAUGGAUCGCCGUCAGCUUUUAUGCAAGGCAAAGAAGUGAUGCUUGAGCGUCUAAUGGCAUGUUUAGGCGAAUCCAAAGGUAUGGCGGCACUUCAGCUUCAGUUAGCGCAGGUUACAGCGCCGUCGUCUCCUGCAGUUGCUGCUUUAAAGCAAGUAAUUCAACAUUUGGAAGAGGAUAUUGAGAAACUCCUUCAUCUUCGAGACAUGCCCACCACUUCUGCUUUUAUGAAUGGGGCGGCAGUAUACCAAAAAAUGAGCACCGAUGUGCCAAAGGAAUCUCUUACCACGUCAGAGGUGCAGGUACCCAAUCAUCAAUACCAACAACAACAAACUGAUGUAAGCGUUGCGCCACUGUUUGUUACAAAUGCACAAGUAGCGGCAACGGCAACAUUUUCUGAUCGUGGGAUAUGGUCACUUUCUGAGUCACGGAAUGCCACUAUUAAAAAUGGAAACAUGGAUUUGGUGGAUAUGUCCGGCUCGACGGCAGGAGCAGCAUCCAUGAUGCAACAGCAACCGUAUCAACACCUUGAGGUCAUCACACCACAAUCGGGACAAAUGACAUCGUAUCUUGGCGACACUGGGGCAUCCGUGACACAGGCGUAUCCGAUGUUAAAUUCAGCGCUGCUUGCUUCUUGUGAUGACGCUCCAGCUAUGUAUGCCACAUCCGGUGAAACGGGAUAUAAUUUUAUAGAUGCCAAUAUAGGUAGUCUUGGUUUUGGAGAUGCCAUACGUGGUCCUCCACGUCGAAAUAUGGAUGAACAACACCCUGUGGAAGGUGAAAUAGUGCCAAAGUUUCUUGCCUUUGUAGAGUUUAAGCGACACCGUGUACGUAAGUAUGAAUGUAACAUAGAUAUUUCCCCGGGACUGUAUGUCAUGGUAGAUGGUGAUCGUGGGAAAGAUUGUGGGCUUCUUGUGCAGACCAUUAAGACGUUACCAGACGGCUCUACCUCUUUUUAUUGCAUGGAUGGUACUCAUAUCAAUGCUGAUAAAAUCAAGUUGGAGAAGGGGCGUGUACUUGGGGUUGCAACGGCAGAGGAAAUUGACUAUCUACAUCACACCAUGCAGCAGGCAGAACGUGUGGCCCUUGAGACCUGCAGAAAGGUAUGUGAUGACAUGGGCAUUAAGAUUAAUCUUCAGGACUGUGAGUAUCAAUUUGAUAUGGAAAAGGUAAGUUUCUAUUUUAACAGCGAACACAGUGUGGACUUCCGUCCCCUUGUCCGGGAACUUUAUCGCCUGUUCCGUGUGCGUAUAUGGAUGGAGAACACAAAUCCACAUGUGAAGAAUACCAUGCCUGCAGCAGAUCUGGGGGGUAUUGGAAACAGUAACAUCAACGAGGAAAUCACCGCGAUGAGCGAAGGUGUUGCAAGUGUGAAUUACAGCCUCAGCCAGCAUCAACAUAAACAUGGCGGUGGUGCAGGUUUAACUGCGAUAGGUGGAAACAACAUGACAGGUGGUAGACGACGGGGGCAUCGUCGGUCGUUGCAGAAGAAUACCCAAGGAAAGGAUGGCAAGAAGUAA
This is a messenger RNA of Trypanosoma cruzi, 2022 nucleotides long. RefSeq lists its product as uncharacterized. NCBI's taxonomy places the organism in Eukaryota, Euglenozoa, Kinetoplastea, Trypanosomatida, Trypanosomatidae. The record is from RefSeq and is a predicted model, not a curated record. Gene Ontology annotation, cellular component: cytoplasm. The transcript has a single exon. The coding region runs from base 1 to 2022 and encodes 673 amino acids.